AUGCGUGGUGCAUCUUACACGUUCUUUUUCCAUUUUAGGGUUUUCACUUCUCUCUCUCUCCAUCUUUUUCCCACGCCUUCCCCGCUCUCUCACACCACCAGGCACCACUCUCUUUCUCUCUCAAACCAUCUCUCACACCACCACUCUCUCUCCUCCCGUUCCCGCCCCUGCCUCCGAUUCACCCUCGCUGCACACUGCGAUCUUAAAUUUCACGCAGUUAGGCAGCAAUGGACGAGGAUACUAUCACUUCCAACACGGUUCGCCGUAUGUCAAGCCGAACUCGUAAAGUUGCGACACAAAUGGUCGCUGCACUCAAGCGGCAAUCGAACACAGGGAGCCCUUGCUCGUCUUGAAGCUUUGGAGAAUGACUAUCCAGGAGCAGAGAUGAUAGAGAUCUACAGCAAUGAUGAUGCUUAUCUUGACGGUGAAGACCAAGCUAUUCAUCUCGCGAUUUCCUGUUGUCUAUCACUCCAUACAUGAGAAGCAAAAGUUUAGGCCCGAUUUGGAUAAGAGGAAUCGCAAGGCAAGUAGAGGAUGCAAAUAUGUCAUGUGUGGUUCUUCAUGUUACUUUAUCCCCCCUCAAAUAAGAAUACUAGCUCCACCCUGUCUGAAAACAUAAUUCUCUUAUAUUUUUUUCCCACGUUCAGCAUUCAUUCCUGAACCAUUAGAAUAUCAAAUAUUUUCCAGUUUAAUAUAUAUGGCCUAAAAGUCAUUGAAAGUACGCAGUGAAAUCCUCAAAAAAAUAAUAUUUCAGUUGAACAUUUUCGUUACAUGGCAGUGUAACCUCCCGCAGAGGCCAUUUACAAUUUAUUACCAAUCAGAUAAUCUCAAUCAUUGCAUAACUAACUUUUGUUUUUCCCCUUUCCAGGUAUGAUUUGGUGAUUGUAUGGAAGUUCGAAUGGAGAUUCCUUUCAUGGUAUAUUCUCUUCUCCACAUUUUUCCCUUCUCGCACCGAGUAUUGACUUAAUUGAUGGCCUACUUUUAAAUUAUUUUUGUUUGGAUUUUUCCCUUGAGCAUUGGCCAAAGUCACCACCAAUAUUUGUUGCUAUC
Molecule: messenger RNA, 1050 nt
Organism: Rhododendron vialii
Lineage: Eukaryota; Viridiplantae; Streptophyta; Magnoliopsida; Ericales; Ericaceae
Exons: 4
Coding region: 1-480 (159 amino acids)
Source: RefSeq, a predicted model, not a curated record